This is a messenger RNA of Myxocyprinus asiaticus (Chinese sucker), 5987 nucleotides long. It is a transcript of the gene igfbp5b, whose product is annotated as insulin-like growth factor binding protein 5b. Lineage: Eukaryota; Metazoa; Chordata; Actinopteri; Cypriniformes; Catostomidae. Bases 542 to 1336 code for a protein of 264 amino acids. Gene Ontology annotation, molecular function: insulin-like growth factor II binding; insulin-like growth factor I binding; fibronectin binding. Gene Ontology annotation, biological process: regulation of insulin-like growth factor receptor signaling pathway. The record is from RefSeq and is a predicted model, not a curated record. The transcript is spliced from 4 exons. Gene Ontology annotation, cellular component: extracellular region.
UGAAAGACGGAUCCCUAUUGCCGAGGGGGGGGAGAAAACGCGCUGGCUCUGCGCCAGUAUCUGGCAAGUGCGCCUCCCUUCACCGCUGUUUGGCUUAUUCAUAGUUAGGGGUUUGGGUUUGGCUGUUUUUAAAAAGGCAAGCACUGCUCUGAAGUUGAUCAGUCUGCUCAGAAAACUUCUUCAGAGGGAAAGUGUGAUUUGGAAUCGGAAAGUCCAGAAUUUCAGAUCAACAGAAUUGCGCACAGUCUGGACACUUGGAGACAUUUGGAGAACGGACUAAUCUGAGAAAUUAGCUACCCCUAAAAUUCAACGGAUUUUGAUUGUACUUUUUUUUUGUUUUUUUUUUUUUUUUUGUUUUUGUUUUUUUUUUAAAGAAUAUUUGUAUUUAUUCUAUUUUUCAAAGACCCAGACCUGUGCUUAUUUUUGCAUGCGGACUUUUCAAAGUGCCCAUCAUUUGCAUUAAAAUCCGAUGACCUGAGACUGUUUUUACUUGCUGUUUUUCAUCAAAGCUCACUAGUUUGAACAAAAUAGAAAGAGAAACAUGCUGCUUUUUAUGCUUGCCACAUUUUUCGGGGCUCUGACCCACAGCUUUGGCUCUUAUGUGCCGUGCGAGCCGUGCGAUCAGAAGGCGCUGUCCAUGUGUCCCCCGGUCCCGGUGGGCUGUCAGUUGGUGAAGGAGCCCGGCUGUGGCUGCUGCUUGACUUGCGCUCUGGCUGAGGGUCAGGCGUGCGGUGUCUACACCAGUACAUGCACGCAUGGGCUACGCUGCCUGCCGCGGAACGGCGAAGAGAAGCCGCUGCACGCCCUGCUGCACGGCAGGGGAGUGUGUACGAACGAGAAAGGAUACAAACCACCGCAUCCUUCCAUUGAUCGUGAGUCUAUAGAGCAUGAUGAUACAGUGAAAGCAGACACGACUGAAGACCAGCCUCCUAAAAUUCCCCUUUACCCCAAACCAGAUGUGAUCAACAGCCGGAAGCACGCUGCCGUGCGCAAAGACAAGAAGAAACAGCAGGAGAAGCUGCGGUCACUGGGGCCGAUGGACUACUCCCCUGUUCCCAUUGACAAGCAUGAGCCAGAAUUUGGUCCUUGCAGAAGGAGGCUGGAAGGAAUCAUUCAAAGUAUGAAAGACACCUCUCGCAUCAUGGCGCUGUCCCUGCACCUUCCUAACUGUGACAGGAAGGGCUUCUAUAAGCGCAAACAGUGCAAGCCCUCCCGCGGCCGGAAACGAGGCAUCUGCUGGUGUGUCGACAAAUAUGGCGUGCAGCUGCCGGGCACCGACUACAGCGGCGGUAACAUCCAGUGCAAGGAUUUGGAAAACAGCAACAACAACGAGUGAGAAUCGACCCACCUUGAUCAUCAGACCUAGGGCCCACCUCCUUUUUCUGUCCCACCGGUCCACCUGCCAGUCACUUUGAGAUUUUGUUGCGAAGCGAAAAAAGAAACAACAACUAUUAAAUAUACAAAUAAUCAGACUAAAAAGAAAUAUCGUACAGGAAUCGUUUUGACUGAGCGCUCAUCUCUAACUCAAUGGACUAAGCCAAUGAGAGGAGCCCCCUUCUAGCGCUGAGUCCCAGCAAAACAAUAAAUAAAAAUGGUUAAAAAUAUAUACAUGCAAUUAUAUAUUUUUAUAGAAGCUGGGGUUUGAGCACCAUAAUGUUUUGUUUAAUGUAAACAUAAAGCUAAAAAAAAAAAAAAAAAAAAAAGAAUAUAUGGCAUGUUUAAUAUUAACAGGGCUAUUUUGGUCUCUUACAAAUGUUGCUGUCAAGGUAUCAAAGGAGAUAGCAAGAACUUCUACUAUUGAAAAAAAAUAAAAAAAAAUAAAUAAAAAAAUUUCCCAAAAGAAAAAAUUAAAACCCACAUGGUAGAGAUCUGCUGAUACAGUUAUCUCUAUCUGGCUGUCUUUUGGUCCCAUCAAAGCACUUAUUCAUUAAGAAACCUGCUUGGAAAUGUGUAACUUCACCAAGUUCAGUGUAUACGUGUGUGAGCAUGUGUGUAUGAGUGUGUGUUUGAGCGUGAAUGUGUGAAAUACAGCGAUAGCUUCCAAAAAAAGUUUUUCGUGGCAUAUCCCUCCCAGAACGUAGUAAAAACCAGGAUCCCAUUAGACAAAUCUGUUUCAGUGGCUUCAUGACUGUAUAGCUUACCUAACAUGCCGACCGUGCCUAUGUAAACAGACGCUGCCACGCAGAGUUACACGGGUGAGCCGACCGGUCCAAACCGAGGUCCCGUCACAAGUUCCUUUUGAUUUAGGAGAUGGGUGGAAAUCUCCUCACACAGAAUCAACUGGUGCCCAUGUCUAGCUAGAAGAAAAGGCCACUAUGGAAUUUUCAGAUAUUGUGGCAUCUGGUGCAUGUUAAAAUUGAGACAGAUGCUAAAACCCUUAAACGCUCCCAGUAUUUGCGUUUGAACUUUGACGAAAGUUCAACUUGCAGAGUGGUAUUUUUUUUUUUUCUGUGAUUUUACUUUUAUGUUCGCUGUUUCCUUGACUUCAUUGAGAUAAUGACAGUCCAUUUAUGAGCCAUGUUCCUUGACCAUGUGGUUUCACUGAAAUAGGUGUAACCUUGGUAUGUUACCUUUAAAUAACUCUAGAUUAUUGAAUGUGUUUUUAUUUUCUCAUAUUUUAUGCUUCUUGCCAUCCUUAACAAACAACCACAAAGAUCUGGUGCUUAGGAGAGGACUUGUGUAUUUAAGCAUAAUAUCAAUUUGCAUUGUUCCAAAACUUGCACAUUUGAAUGCAGGUCUGACCACUUUCAAAGCUCCGCCCACUCUGACUGUUCACCAAUCAGAAAUCAUUCUUCUGGUUAUUCAGUCCAACACAAUGACUGGAAGUUUUUCAUUUGUUCUGUUUUGUGUAUUUCUGUACUUCAUCAAUGUUGUGAGGCGUGGUGGAAACAGGCUACAUUUACUAUAGUGUCGAUUAGUGCGAGUUUCUGUGUGCGAGUCUCAGUGCCUUUCUACAUGCAAAUACAUUUGAAUAAUGACGUGAACGUUACACAAUAGCCAAGGGGACUAAAACAGACGAACCAUUUUAUAAUGACGAAGGACCUCAAUUGUUCAAAUAGUCAUCAGAUAUAGAAAUCCAUUACACCAGAUAUGGAAAUCUAUUACACCACUUUGUAUGUCAUGCAGCUAUCAAAAAGCACUCCCUAAGAUAGGGGAGGACUUUAGUCGUGAACAGCUCCAGCUAGUGCUAGCUCAUUUACUGUUAUUACUCUUUACGAAUAAGCUGACGAUUGAUUUGACAGUGACUGCAAAUGUGUGUAAUUGCUGAUGAGAAUAUUUUCAAUCACUUUUUUGCAAUCAAGCUAUAGAUCCAACAGGGAUACUUAAAGAGGACUCACUGGUCAGCUCUUGGGUCACAAUAGGUCUGUUCGGAUCUUAUUUCAGGGCCCGAAUGAUCAUAGCAGGGAGGGGGCCAUAAUAUAGUCGAUUAUUAGAAGUUUGACAGCCGUAGUCCCACAGACCAGAUCUCUAUCUUGUAAAUACCCACAACCAGGCCCAGACAGAAUUGGUGAACUGCUCCCUUAUGGUCACAGAAAGCACAAACAAAGUAGAUAGCGAGAGUUGCGUAAAACUUUGUGAAUGUCGGGCGUGCCAGUUCUGCUGAAAUCUGCGGUAUGCGACAUGUUAAACGGAGCUGAGAGUACUUCACUCUUAUUGGUUGCUUGAAAGCAAAAUCAAAUUAGCCAGCGAGGACUGCGUGACAUUUUAUUAAUGUGGGGCCUUCCAAUUUGGCGGAAAUAUGCGUACCGCAAAUUCCAUCUGGUUCUGUCCGUAACAGUUUUCUUGCAGCGGAGACAAAGAACCACGGUUCCGCAGAAUGUAACCAUAGCAUGUCAAAAAAUAAUGGUGAAUGAUGAUUGGCUCUCUGAUGGAAGGUGACAAGAGAAAGAUGUUAAGGGAGUGCGGUUAACCAGACUUUUGCAGAUGGAGUAUGUCGAGGAGGCGUAGUUGCCUCUGUUAUUGCACAAUUAGCCUUGUAGGUGUCGCUCACCACUGGGCAAAAUCACUACAUUGCAAAAAUUAUUUUCUUAAUCAGUAUUUUUGUCUGUGUUCCCUGUAAAAUAAAUCUUUAAAUCUUUAAAACAAGAUACAGUUACUUGAGAAGCAAAACCAUAUUAUAUUAAGACUUUUUUUUGAGAGAAUAUAUCUUAAAUUAAGUAUAAUUUUAUUACCCCAUUGUUUUACGCAUAAAUCUAACUAAAUAUAGAGGUUUACACUUAAAACAACAUUCUAAAAAGUCGCAAUUUUGCUUACCAAGUAAAUGUCUUUUGUUUUAAGGGAUAUUUAGAUAUAUUUACUGUGAGACAAGACAAAUGUACUAAGGAAAUUAUUUAUCUGCAGUGUCAUGAGCAUUAUCCAGGUCCUGAUCCAUGCUGAAUGCCCCCUCCCCCAUAAAAAGCAGCUUGCACUUAAUUAUUUACCUUGCCACGCAUUUAGUGCCGUCUUUGAAAAAACAAAAAAACAAAGUGAAUCUCAGUUCAGGUAUAGGAGGAGGAGCAGGUCUCAGACAGAAACCCUGCCUGAGUACCUUUGACAAGGGCUUUGCAGCCCAAGCCUGAAACCCACAUCAUCAUUCAGUGGGUAAACCAGUAAUACAACUCAACCAAUCACAGUCUAGUCUCCAUCUACACUCAAUAGACUUUGCGUCUCAGUGAUAUCCGGGAAGAGGGAGAGAGGGUGAGGGCCUAAGAGGAUGAUCUUGUGCUGGGCCUCACUUCCCCAACAGGGGACACAAUACAACACAUUACACAUCACAGUAGAACGUUUAGAUGGACAACGGGAGUUUUCGGAAUCUGCUAAGCAGGCAUAUAACAGCGAGCAUCAGACUGACAGCUUUUCUUCUGGACUCAAAAUAUGUAACACACGCAGCUGAAUUUGAUUCAGCAGACUCUUUCCUAAGCUCCGCCCCACUUUGGUUAAUGCUGUUCACUAAGACAAGCUUUGCAAACAUCCCAUAGGAAUAAAUGGGAGAUUGAUGAAUAUGUGCGCAUAAAUUGGAUGGUAUUCUUAUGUGGGCUGGAAUGAAGUGUGACAUUGCAUGGCAUUUGUAUCUGCCUGAAUCAUUAUACAAAUUAAUGUAACAUUGUUAUUAACACCUAUUUACCUUGGGACAAAUGUAGAUGUCCUUACUGAUGUUACACAUGAUCAAUUGGAAAUGAGGGCUGCAGACAGUUUAAUCCACAGCAUCCACGUCUCAAGAUUUAUUUAAAGAAUUGGAAAAAAAAAAUAUUGCACAAAUUUUCUCUGAAUACAUUGUGACACUAGCACUAGAAGUGCCCUGGAAACAACAUUUUAUCGUAUUAUUGGAUAAUUUCUGUUUAAAACUAUAAAAAUAUACAGGACUUCCAUAGACAAGCAUUCGAAAAGAGCAAAAGCUUGUAAAGUGGACAGCAACAGUUGCUGAGGUAGGAUUGGUCAGCAAUUUUUUUUUGAAGGCGGGGCUUAACAAAGGGUCAGUUUUGUUUACAAAAAAAGUGUUUUUCAGAAUUUUUUUUCUCUCUCAAGUUGGCAUACCACAUUUUGCAAAACUAUGCAUUAUGGUAGAAAAACAUUUUUGCCUUGUAUUCUUAGGUCGUAGAAUCCAUCUGGGUAUCGAUGUGAGAAUGUGGGAAAAAAAUGUAUCCUUUCUGAUUUGCAAUUAGACUAUUGUAAAAGACUUUUGAUUCCAAGGACACAGGCAUGUCGCUUUUUUGUUGCUUUUAUCAGAUUCCGAAUCUCCUACUUGGGUAGACAGUGUUCAUAAAUCUUCAGUAUGGUGCAGUAGUAAUGACAGGUUUUCUUGUUUCUCUGAAUGCAUAACAGUUUUUUUUUUUUUCUUUUUUUUAUGUGGAUGAGAAAAGACUUGAUGAUUGACCACCUAAAUGUGGCUUAAACCGGCAUGUGAAAAAGACCCAUUUGUGGCUGGAGGACUCUAAAAAUGUUCAGCAUUUGGAACUCUUCUUAAAAACAAUAAAACAGAAAAAAAAAAAAAAAAAAAAAAAAAGAAA